AUGAUUGUAUUCAUAUUUCUAUUCAUUUAUGGAUUUCACGAUAAGCCGUUUCUUCUCUUUUCUCAUCUAGUGACGGUGUUGAUGGAAAUGAUUGUUCUGGGAUUAGCUCAUCUUACAGGAGCAACUGAUACAAAUUGUCAGAUUCACCAAAAUGAGACAAAAGCCCAAGAUUUGGCUCAAGUUUUAAUGUACAAUUAUUCAAGAAAUGCUUUACCCGAGCCAAGUCCAGUGAAUGUUUUGGUGGAGAUAACGAUACAAGAUAUUUCCGAUAUUUCUGCAAUCACUGGCACUUUUGUAAUCGAUUUUUGGAUUAGUGCAAUUUGGUUGGACUCAAGACUCCAAUUCUCUCAUAUUGAUCCUUGUCGUAAAAAUCUUUCAUUGGAUCAUGAUAUGGAGCCAAAAUUAUGGUCUCCAAAUGUUUGCAUUGUGAAUUCGAAAGCAACAAAAGUUCACGAUUCACCAAAACCGAAUAUUCUUUUAAUGAUUUUUCCAAAUGGAACAACUUGGUUAAAUUAUCGAAUACGAUCAGAGGCGCCAUGUCAAAUGAAUUUGAGAUCAUUUCCUCUUGAUUUUAUUAAAUGCUCAUUAAUAUUGGAAAGCUAUUCAUUUAAUGCAGCUGAGGUAACAUUACAAUGGUUAGAAUGGUCACCGGUGAGCACAGUGAAAGCUGAUUUUAAUCUGCCGGACUUUCGAAUGACAAAUAUUACAUAUGGAAGUAUUACGGAGAUGUACACAGCUGGCAUUUGGAAUCGUUUAUAUGUAGACAUUCACUUUGAACGACUCUACGGAUUUUAUAUUUUACAGAUGUACAUGCCUACUUAUAUAUCAGUUUUUAUUUCGUGGAUUGCUUUUUGGAUGGACACAAGAGCUCUCCCAGCUCGUAUCACUCUUUCUGUUUCAUCUCUAAUGGCACUCACAUUUCAAUUCGGAAAUAUUGUUAAAUCAUUGCCGAGGGCUUCAUACGUGAAAGCUAUCGAUAUUUGGAUGUUUUCUUGUGUUGGAUUCAUUUUCUUUUCUCUCGUUGAAUUGGCGAUUGUUGCUUAUAAUGACAAAAUGGAGGAUCAACGAUUGCGAGAAUAUCGAAUGACAUCUUUGGGGCAUAUCUUUCAACAACAAAGCAAUGGAAAUGGACCAGAGAGAUCGAUUAUGCAUAGAAGAAGUACUCAGCUAUUGAUGAUGGAUCAGAGAACGCAUACGAAACUCACUGAAGAGAGUCCAAUUCCAUCACCGCCACCAUUUAGGAAAUUGCGGAGAAAUGAUUUGGGAGCGUCGAUUGAUCGAGUUGCAUCAAUGGGUUUCCCGGCGGCAUUCGCCAUUUUCAACAUGGUUUACUGGACAUAUUAUCUCUCAAAUCCGACAACAUACACCGCU
Molecule: messenger RNA, 1371 nt
Organism: Mesorhabditis belari
Lineage: Eukaryota; Metazoa; Nematoda; Chromadorea; Rhabditida; Rhabditidae
Source: the annotation of a GenBank genome assembly